AUGAUCGAGAGGAAGGAGGUACGGUAUACUAUUAGAACUCGGAGGACGUACCGUGUGGCUGGGGCGCACUGGCCACCAGCUCAGCUCAGCAGAUCACGGGUCCCGGCUCCAUGCGAACCCGGCCCAUCGGCGCCCAGCCUUUCUUGCCCCGUUCCUGCGGGGCCGGGCCCAGGCCCAGGCUCUCCCCCCGCCCCCACCCCCCUCGGGCCCAGCGGAGGCGCUGGGCCCGAGGCCCCAGCUCGGGGUGUCGCUCCGAGUCCCGUCGAUCGUCCGGGUGCCAGUGGCGAGCCCGGCGGGCGACGGGAGUCACGCACCGGGCACCGGGAGGAAAGGUGGGGGAGGGUAGAGGACAGAGAAUUGUCCGUCCAGAGGAGCGCGGGGGGGCCUGCAUUAGAGGCCGGAAUCGCUCCCGCUUAUUGCAUGAUGCAAGCUGUAGAAUCUGGGGGAGCGGGAGCGGGAGGGGGGAGGGGGAGGGGUCCGUGCGCUUCUUGCCGUGCCUGCGGCCGAUGCCAUCCGGGGCUCCGUCUUUCCUUGCGCUUGCGUCCGCUUGCUUCCAGGAUACAGUGGCUCCGAGGUGGCUGGCUGGCCCAGUUCAUUGAAGAGAGGCCAGGCUCGCUCGGGUACAUUGAAUUCAAGAGCCCCCAGAGGCCGAUUUCACUUUCACAGCUGCCAGUCCCAGUCCCAGCCCCAGCCCCAGCUCCCCGCCCGCCCGGGACGCCCUCCAGCCUGCCGCAGCAUCUAUCUCUCUCCCCCCCGCGCUCUCAUCCCUCUCAACAUCAUCACCCCCUCGCCCAUCGCCCAUCGCAUCGCAGCUCAGCUCAGCGCAGCGCAGCCCCCAGAGCUCGAGAGAGCAAGUGA
Molecule: messenger RNA, 858 nt
Organism: Marchantia polymorpha subsp. ruderalis
Lineage: Eukaryota; Viridiplantae; Streptophyta; Marchantiopsida; Marchantiales; Marchantiaceae
Source: the annotation of a GenBank genome assembly